AUGGCUGAAAUACUUGAAUCAUUUCCAGCGUCGAAGCUGGGAGAGUACACGGUCAUUGAUGAGAUUGCAGAGGGGACGUUUGGCAAAGUCAAGAUGGCUAUUCACACGAUUACAGGGCACAAGGUCGCCAUGAAGUUUAUCUCGAAGCAGGUCAUUGUGGCGACCAAGACCAAGACACGAGUGCAGCGGGAGGUUGAGUAUAUGCGAGCCCUCAGACACCCCCAUAUCAUCAAGCUGUACGAAGUGAUAUCAACACCAACAGAUAUCAUUAUCGUUCUGGAGUACGCCGGCGGCGAGCUGUUCAACUAUAUCGUCGAGAAUGGGCGUAUGGAAGAGCCCCAAGCCCGGCGGUUCUUCCAACAACUCAUCUCUGGUAUCGAGUACAGCCAUCGCCUAAAGAUAGUGCACCGAGAUCUCAAGCCAGAGAACGUCCUCCUCGACUCAGACCUGAAUGUCAAGAUCGCUGACUUCGGUCUCUCGAAUGAGAUUAAGGAUGGUGACUUCCUGAAGACAAGUUGUGGAAGCCCCAACUAUGCUGCGCCAGAAGUCAUCCGAGGAGGUCUAUAUACUGGGCCCGAAAUUGACGUAUGGAGCUGUGGUGUUAUCCUAUAUGUGAUGCUCUGUGGUCGGCUACCUUUCGAGGAUGAAGACGUUCAGACGCUGUUUACGAAGAUUAGCCAGGGUGUUUAUCACAUACCGUCAUUCCUAACCACCGACGCACGCAGCGUAAUCAACGGCAUGCUGGCCGUUGACCCUGUCAAGCGCAUCACAAUCCCUGAGAUUCUACAACAUCCGUUCUUUACGACCGACCUGCCUCGGUACCUCCAGCCCUUGCCUCCACGACCAGGACCUGUUUUGGGCACGUUGUCUUCCCUCGUUACGCCCCCACCCAAAGCCCUCGAUUUCGAGAUCAUAGACGGUCUGGGGCGUAUCGAGGAGGACGUUGUGGACGAACUCGCCACGCGCAUGGAGGGAGUGGACAAGGAUGACGUUUGGGAGUCACUAAGGCGAGACGACGGACCCCAAGGCAACGCCGUCAAGGUAGCAUAUAUGCUGUUGCGGGAUAAACGGAGGUUGGGACGAGAUCUCGCUGAGUUCGAAGAGCAGGAACGAGAUGCACAGCUGGCUGUAAUGGACCCUCGGAAUCUUCUUUCGCCAAAUGCGCUGUCGUCAGCCGAACUCGAAGAGAACCCCUUCGAGUCAGAAUUCAUCGGGUACGACGAAGAAGAUGACGACGGCCUCGACUUCUCGACUCCUCAGAACGAAGCUGAAAUCAACAAUUUUGCUGUCCUCGACUCAUCUCUUCCAGAACAGCUUCCUGAACAACACCAUCUUGCAUCGUACGCAAGCGCGAAGCGACAAUGGCCUGUGAAAGAGAAGAAGCAGCAUAGAACGAAAUGGCACUUCGGGAUCCGCAGCAGGUCGCCACCGAUGGAGGUGAUGCUCGAGAUCUACAGGACGCUCAGGACACUGGGCAUGGAAUGGAAGGCGAAGAAAGACCUGGGCGGCCUGGGCGACGUCAGGAGGGACAAGCGAAGCGGGGAGAAGACGAAGGUUGAGCGUGCGCGCGAGUACGACUCGCCCGGAUAUGUCGACCUGCGAGCCGCCUCUUCGAUAUACUUCAUUGAGACUAGGGCGCGCGUACAAGACGUUGUGGUUCUGAUGAAUCUCCAACUGUACAUGGUCGAUUCGAUCAACUACCUCGUCGACUUUCACCACAAGAAGACGUACAAGGCCUCAGCCGAGCCUGGUGCGGGGAAGUUCGAUAUGGCACACCCCGAUCUGAGCAUGUCGGAGACAGCAUCACUGGAGUCGAGUCGCUCCCUGAAGGAGCUCAACAUGCGCGAGGAUGAGAUUGUGUCGCCAUUCGUCUUCAUGGAUGUCGCAUGUCGGCUGAUACUCGAGCUCGCUGGCGGAUCGGAAGCGUGA
Messenger RNA from Postia placenta MAD-698-R-SB12, 1929 nucleotides. RefSeq lists its product as hypothetical. Gene Ontology annotation, molecular function: ATP binding; protein serine/threonine kinase activity. Gene Ontology annotation, biological process: intracellular signal transduction; protein phosphorylation. Gene Ontology annotation, cellular component: cytoplasm. The record is from RefSeq and is a predicted model, not a curated record. The transcript has 7 exons. NCBI's taxonomy places the organism in Eukaryota, Fungi, Basidiomycota, Agaricomycetes, Polyporales, Adustoporiaceae. The coding region runs from base 1 to 1929 and encodes 642 amino acids.